CCACGAACCACAGAGGGGGAGUGUGCUGCUCCGCUCCGUCCGACAGUGAACUCCGGGACGUAGUAGCCAGUCCUGAGGUGAACCAGUGGUGUACCUACAGCUGGUGUCCAGUUGGUGCUGUGGGGACUGGUGUGGAACUGAGUGGUGUCAUUGGUGAAGCGAGGUCACCGUUUGACCCAGGGCCGGUUUGUGAGGUCAUAGACAGGUGUGCAGUAACCGGACUCUCGAGGUGUCAACAUUGUCCAAAAUCUGUGACGGGUCGGAGAGAGAGACCUGCCGUCAUCCUGAGCGGACUCGACUGGAAACGCCAGGUGUCCGUUCGGAAUCCGGUGUAUCCUGGCACGUAACACGUCGGUUUCCUGUGCUCCAUGGUCGCGUCAUAUUUCUGACCUGUUGACGUAGCCCGUGAGGUCAUAUCCCAGGGUAGCGAAACAUUCCAGUCUCCAUACCUGUUGAUUGGUAUCUCCCACCGCUCUCUUCCUGCUCCCCUGCGCUCUCUCCCUGCUCCUCCCCCACGCUCUCUCCCUGCUCCCACCCUCUCUCCCCGUCAGGCGAUGCCCCGCGCCUCCCUGCUCUCUCCCGCCUCUCCCUCCUCCGAGUGCUCUCUCCGCUCUGUCACUCCGCGCCCCAUGGACUCGGACUGUGACGAGCUGACCCCGGUGUGGCCGGGCCAGGCGCUGCUCCCGCGCUCUGCCCAGCCGCUCUCCGACUCUCUCCCGCUGCGGCUCACACAGAAGAAGGCCUCCUCUGCCACCGAGCAGGCGCUGCAGCCGGUCACUUUCGGCGGCAGCGGUAUUCGCCACGUGCCGUUCUCGGGUCUGUCGCUAUCGUCGGGGAGUAAUGGAGCCACCUAUCAGCACACGGUCGGCGGCUACGACAGCGCCGGAGGAGUGCCCAUCAUCAGCCGGCCUCGCCUGGGUCUGAAGCUGGGGCCCCGCUUUGGCCCCCGCCUGGGGCCUCAGCCGCGGCCCGACAUUAGAAAUAGUGCCGUGGCAAUCUGGAUCCAGAGAGUCCGAAACCGCAUCAGCACUCGCAAACUCCGCAAACGGGUGGUGUUCAAGAACGGCGACCUGAACGUGGUGCAGGGCAACCUGUCGAAGCGGCGGCGUCGCUACCUGGCCGACAUCGUGACCACCCUGGUGGACAUCAAGUGGCGGUGGACGUUGCUCGUCUUCAGCCUCAGCUUCCUCCUUAGCUGGCUCCUCUUCGCCGUCCUCUGGUGGCUGAUCGGAGUCGCUCACGGAGACUUUGACGAGCAGAACAUCAACAAUGAGGCGUGGAUUGCCUGUGUGCAUAACGUCAAAGACUUUACCGGAAGUUUUCUGUACAGUCUGGAGACGCAACACACGAUUGGCUAUGGAUAUCGCUACAUAUCCGACCAGUGCACCGAGGCGGUUAUCUUACUCUGCGUCCAGAGCAUCGUAGGACUCGUGAUCCAGGCUCUCAUGGUGAGCAUCGUGUUUGCCAAGCUGGCGCGGCCCAAGAAGCGUGCCCAGACGCUGCUGUUCUCGCGCAGUGCGGUCAUCUGCCAGCGGGACGGCAGGCUCUGCCUCAUGUUCCGGCUGGGCAACAUGAGGACCUCGUCUCUGAUUGGCGCCACGGUGCGCGCGCAGAUCAUCAGGAAGAGGGUGACGCCCGAGGGGGAGACCCUGCAGUUUGACAUGGAGGAACUCAACCUCGGAAAGAGGCAUUACUUUUCGGAUGGCAAGACGAGGACGAUCACCUCCACAGGUCCUGACGACGGCCGGGACAGCAUCCUGUUCAUCUGGCCGCUGGUGGUGGUGCACACCAUAGACGAGCGAUCACCGCUCUACCACAUGUCUGCCGAGGAUCUCCUCCACAAGGAGCGCUUCGAGAUUGUUGUCAUGCUCGAGGGAAGCACCGAAUCGACAGCAAUGGAGACGCAGGCGCGCAGCAGCUACAUCCCCAGCGAGAUACUCUGGGGGCACAGGUUCGAGCCGAUCAUCAACUUCCGCAAGGAGACGGGCGAGUACUGGGUGGACUACAGCAAGUUCAACAGCACCUACGAGGUGGACACGCCUCUCUGCAGCUCCAGCGAGCUCGACCAGUUCCGGAAGAUGCAGGCCGAGAGCGUACAAAGCUCCCAGCUGGGCACACCGCCACAGGUAACAUCUAGCGGCGGCCUCAACAACUUCGACCUGCUGCGGCACCAGGCAGAGACCGGGAAGGAACAGUAGAGGCAGAGCGCCAACAGGGCCGGAGAGCGCCAACUUCAGAUGCUUUACCGGGGGCCGAACAUCGAGCCAGUCUUCCCAGCUCAGCCUCAGAACCUGGCGCUGGGUAGUUCCAAAUCCGGCCACCAGAGGCGCUACCCUCGACGCGCUGGCGAAGUUCGCCGCGACUGCAGCGCCAUCUGGCAGCCAAUCAAUGGUACCACAGCUCGCCGCCAGGUGUCCCACUCGCAGCCAGGCAGCCCUCGCCAAAAACGGCACACCGCAGUACAGCAGUUAUUUGUAACUUAUCGUGCAUUGGCUUAGGAUGGUUUUGUGUAGAGCUUGUGGUGAACCGGCAACUAAUUUUCACAGUUACUUCACCAGAAAACGAGGCGUAACAGGCUGCCUCUUGAAACCUUUGCACGUGCAUUACUGAGAGAUCUGGUGGAUAUGCAUUAAGAUCUGGUGGAUACCACUGGCUUCCGAGGCAUUCCAUAAGCGAACAGCGAGGUCAUGGAUUAAAGGCGCCGAGGGUGUGAAUGCAGCGCCCAACGUUCAUACCGAGAUUCGAGAGAGAUAUUUGAUGUCGCAUUGUGCCAUUUGCCUUGUGUCAGAGUGACGAGGGUAUCGCGAACGUCUCUAUCAGUGAGUUUGUGUAAACUUUUGAUGAAUUUGAGCGCGGGACGUUUCGGUUUGAUGCCGUGUUCGAUCCAUCGUCAGUUCCCUAAACCGACUUCGCAUGAUAAGAAGGGCGACACUGUUCAAGAACCGUCGUGAGUGCUUGCUUGAAGGCGGUUCAAGCACUCAUAAAACUAUUGACUCAGCUCAUUUUGUAUGGACCGUUUAAGACAUAUAUGUAUACUGGUUGGAAGUGUUUUCUACUGUUGUAUAUUUCAUGUAUAUAGACGGAAGAGGACCACGGCAUUUUGUAGAGCUUGUAGGACGUGUCGGAGCGACUGUCCUGUUUAAAGCUAGUGUAGAUGACAGCGUUGCUACGCUUUCGAACUUCUUUCAAACUGAGGCGGAUGCGUUUUGAAUGUUUGAAAGCAUGCUCAUUAUAAGUUAUCAUACUAUGUAUGUAUCGAUAUGUUUCUUUUUUUUCGGGUUAUCAAUCACACAAUCGGCGCAAGAGGCUACAUCAACCGCAUGGUCUUUCAUCUAGUGCCUCUGACUGGUAAAAGCGACCUUAUCAGCAGUUGGCACUGGAGCCGUUGGCCGAAUUGGGUGAUUGAAAGCCGGAGCUUUAGUUUUAGAGGAACAGCUCAAUGGAGGUGUUGGAACCAAAGUGGUCGGAACGUGCCUUCAAAUAAAAGUUACUGACGCUA
This is a messenger RNA of Amphibalanus amphitrite, 3499 nucleotides long. Its product is annotated as ATP-sensitive inward rectifier potassium channel 11-like. Gene Ontology annotation, cellular component: plasma membrane. Bases 555 to 2198 code for a protein of 547 amino acids. Gene Ontology annotation, molecular function: inward rectifier potassium channel activity. The transcript has 8 exons. Gene Ontology annotation, biological process: potassium ion import across plasma membrane; regulation of monoatomic ion transmembrane transport. NCBI's taxonomy places the organism in Eukaryota, Metazoa, Arthropoda, Thecostraca, Balanomorpha, Balanidae. The record is from RefSeq and is a predicted model, not a curated record.